Messenger RNA from Oncorhynchus masou masou (cherry salmon), 2951 nucleotides. RefSeq names its product N-ethylmaleimide-sensitive factor attachment protein, alpha b (gene napab). Gene Ontology annotation, cellular component: terminal bouton; vacuolar membrane; synaptobrevin 2-SNAP-25-syntaxin-1a complex. Gene Ontology annotation, molecular function: soluble NSF attachment protein activity; syntaxin binding. Lineage: Eukaryota; Metazoa; Chordata; Actinopteri; Salmoniformes; Salmonidae. The record is from RefSeq and is a predicted model, not a curated record. Gene Ontology annotation, biological process: intracellular protein transport; regulation of synaptic vesicle priming; synaptic transmission, glutamatergic. Bases 107 to 994 code for a protein of 295 amino acids. The transcript is spliced from 11 exons.
CAACUGACAUUAAAAAAGAAAAAUCCACAGAAGAAGAAGAAGACCAAGAACAAGACAACAACUGCUGCUUUACUACAUUUCUAAAGUAUACUUAGUUGUUUCAAACAUGGACAACUCUGGAAAAGAGAAGGAAGCCUCGGCUCUGAUUGCUGAGGCUGAAAAGAAACUGAAAUCGUCUCAGUCGUUUUUCGGGGCGUUGUUUGGAGGCUCAUCCAAGAUGGAGGAGGCCUGUGAUAUGUACGCCAGGGCUGCCAACAUGUACAAGAUGGCGAAGAACUGGUGUGCUGCAGGUAAUGCGUUCUCCCAGGCGGCCCGGCUCCACCUGCAGAUGCAGAGUAAACACGAUGCUGCUACGAACUUCAUAGACGCUGGAAACGCCUUCAAAAAAGCUGACCCACAAGAGGCAAUCAACUGUCUGAACCGAGCCAUCGAGAUCUACACAGACAUGGGACGGUUCACCAUCGCAGCCAAACAUCACAUCUCCAUCGCAGAGAUCUACGAGACGGAGCUGGUGGACAUUGAUACGGCUAUAGCUCACUAUGAACAGGCAGCAGACUACUACAAAGGAGAAGAGUCCACAAGCUCUGCUAACAAGUGCCUUCUGAAGGUGGCUGUCUAUGCAGCUCAACUGGAACAGUACCAGAAGGCCAUAGAGAUCUAUGAACAGGUUGGGACCAAUGCGAUGGACAGCACGCUGCUAAAGUACAGCGCUAAGGACUACUUCUUCAAGGCAGCUCUCUGCCACUUCUGUGUGGACAUGCUCAAUGCCAAACUGGCCUUGCAGAAGUACGAAGAAAUGUUCCCUGCCUUCUCAGAUUCUCGUGAAUGUAAACUGCUAAAAAAACUUCUAGAUGCGUGUGAAGAACAGAAUGUGGAUGUAUACACUGAUGCCGUGAAGGAAUAUGACACUAUCUCUAGGUUGGACCAGUGGCUGACCACUAUGCUCCUCCGCAUCAAGAAGACCAUAGAAGAAGACGAGAGUGACCUGCGUUAAUGGCCUUAAUGUCACUAGACACCUAACCCCCCUAAACCCCUAUAUCCAUUUCUCUGACCAAAACGUCAUCCAUACCCAGGGCUGUUAAGGCGACCAUAUUACCACCUCCCCAGCAGUCCCCAGUCAUGAUAGCAGUCAAAUCCCCCAUGAGGUAAAACUAGGCUUCUCCAAAACUGAGCUGUGAUGCCGCUGAUGGUAAUUGGUACUCGGCGCUCUAUUGUCCCUGUAAUCACUUAAUGCAAAUACAGUGGAGAAUCAAAUCAAACACUUCCUGAGAGCCCUGGCAGUCAAGAGUUGAGUGGAAUAGGAUCACCUGUUGGGCAGCGAGAGCCAGCUCCUCAUAGCUGGUUGAUGCAUGGAGUUAAAUAUGUGCUCUUGUUGGGGCAACAUUUCUACAGCCUAUGUUUUGCAAUUGCGUGAGAGAAAAGUUGAGAUGGCCUCUGUUAAAAAGAGGAGGCUAGGCCGACUAUAUUUAGUGUUUGUAAAGAUAAAAUUUAAAUGGAAAAUAGUCUGAUGUGUGAAAAUAUUAAUCACCUGGGAAUGAUGUCCAAAUUAUUAUUAUAUAAAAAAUUAUUAAUUAAUGAAUUUAUGGUGAUAGAGUCUGCUAUAUUGAAUGAAUUAGACUUUCUUUUUCUUACCCCCCAACAAAUUUCACGUUUCAGUAGAAGCACGACAACUAUGGUCCACGUCAGUCGAUAGGCCCGGAGAGAUGCUUAACAUGUUUAUCUUCAUUAACGGCCAAACCCUCCGUUAUUUGCAUGACACUUAGCAGUCGAAAAAAAUGUAAUGACCGUCACAGCCCCACCCUAGGGUUUCCUAAACUCGGUCCUCCGGACCACAAGGGGGGGCAUGUUUUGGUUUUUGCACGACACAGCUGAUUUUUAAAGUAACCAACUAAGCAUCCAGCUGUAAUCAUUUUGAAUGUGUUGUGUAGUGCCAGGGGGUCCGAGUUAAAGAAACGAUGCCCCCCCCCCCCGUUGCCUCAGGCCCUACACCCUGGCUUCUACUCUUGUGCCUUUUUUUUUACAGCAGAUAGCUCAUCUUGCCUUUGCAGUGUAUCUCAUCUUGCCUUUGCAGUGUAUCUCAUCUUGCCUUUGCAGUGUAUCUCAUCUUGCCUUUGCAGUGUAUCUCCUCUCAUCACCCCGGUGUUGAUCAGGUCAUCAACGCUAGUCCUAGUGCCUCUCCUGUUCUGCUGAACAUGGUGCAAAACUGUACCACCGACAGUGAUGGCUGUGGCCAUCAGACGCUAAUCAGAACACUAACUUGUGGACUGUACCAUAGUGGGAGAGUUACUGCAGAGUGCCUUUCAGAAUGAAAGCAGACAAUCAUGAUGUGCUGUGGACUGCACACGACAAAGUGCAGAGCUAAUCGGAAAGUGAAUGUCCCUGAUUAAAUCCUGUAGUCUUUCUGCUUUGGGACACCUCAGGAAAGCUGGACUGCUGAACCCGAUUUGAGGAAAUACAUGUAUUCACACAGUGGCCUUGAAAUACCUUUAAUAUUGAUAAUAAAAUGUAAUUUACAAAGUAUUUUUAAACAAGGUUACAGAUAUAAAUGAAUAAAUUACCCAUACAGAUAAUAACCUAGUUAUGGUUUUAAAUUUUUUUUUUUUUUUGCAGUUUUCCCAUUCUAUUCCAAUUCUCUGAUUUCUUUAUUUUCCUUCAAUGCUACAUGUUAUGUCCAUUCACCUCCUCUCUACUUUGUGUUACUGACUAUACUAGCUUACUAUACUUUAAAAAGCUCUUUUUUUAUUGGGAAAGCUAUUGAUUUCAACUUAUUUUGACAUGUAAAGAUGGACAAGCUUUUGAUUAAAGGACGUUGUUUUAGUCCGUGUAUAAGUAUUGGUCUCUUUCUCUUCAAUACAGACGAGCACAGAUUAAUUAAACCUAUAAAGAGAGACGGUUGUGACUCUGUAAUAAAAAAAUAAAUAAAAAAUAAAGAAUUGUUGUGGAAAAUAAAA